GCUACCCUUCAGAGGUGUUUGCUUAUAGACAAGCAACUGAUCUCCCUGCAGCAAACACUGGUCCUAACGAUACAUUAUCAACGAGUAGUAAACAUGGAGCUUGAUGUUACAUAUACCUUUGACAACAGUACUGACAACAUGUCGGAGGAGUCUGGAGACUUUGACCUGGACUUCCAGGAGCCAUGUGGCAGAGUACUCAGCAGUGAAUUCAACAAGAUCUUCCUACCAACAGUUUAUGGAAUUAUAUUUAUUCUGGGAGUCAUUGGCAAUGGAUUGGUCGUUGUUGUCAUGGGCUACCAGAAAAAGGUCAAGACGAUGACGGACAAGUACCGGCUUCAUCUCUCCGUGGCUGACCUCCUGUUCGUCCUCACCCUGCCCUUCUGGGCCGUUGAUGCCGCCAAAUCCUGGUACUUUGGGGGUUUCCUCUGUGUGUCUGUGCACAUGAUCUACACAGUGAACCUGUACAGCAGCGUGUUGAUCUUGGCCUUCAUCAGUCUGGACAGAUACUUGGCAGUUGUGCGAGCCACCAACAGCCAAGCCACAAGGAAGCUGCUUGCAAGCAGAGUGAUCUAUGUGGGUGUGUGGCUGCCUGCCGCUGUUCUGACUGUACCUGACCUGGUGUUUGCCAGGGUGCAGGACAAAGACUCUUCAAACUUCCACAUUUUUGACGAAAGCAUGGAGACUGGAGACUCAUUGGAGAGGAUCAUCUGCCAGCGCAUCUACCCGCAGACAACCAGUCUCAUAUGGACAGUCGUUUUCCGCUUCCAGCACAUCCUGGUGGGCUUCAUACUGCCUGGUCUGGUCAUCCUUGUCUGCUAUUGCAUCAUCAUCGCCAAGCUGUCGAAAGGCGCCAAGGGCCAGGCUCUGAAGAAGAAAGCGCUGAAGACCACCGUCAUCCUCAUCCUUUGUUUUUUCUCCUGCUGGCUGCCCUACUGUGUUGGAAUCUUUUUGGACAAUCUGAUGAUGCUGAACGUGGUCCCUCAGUCUUGCGAGUUGCAACAAGCGGUGGAGACGUGGAUUUCUAUCACAGAGGCGCUGGCCUAUUUUCACUGCUGCCUCAACCCCAUCCUCUAUGCCUUCCUGGGAGUUAAGUUCAAGAAAUCAGCAAAGAGUGCCCUGACAGCCAGCAGCAGAUCAAGUCAGAAAGUGACUCUCAUGACAAAAAAGAGAGGGCCAAUUUCAUCGGUGUCAACUGAGUCCGAGUCCUCAAGUGUUUUGUCAAGUUAACAAACAUUUGAACUCAGAAUCUGUGACUUCAUAACCUGAAGAGGAAAGAAAACUAAGCUUAAAUUUUAAAGAAAUUACUACAUUUUGUACAGAUG
This is a messenger RNA of Etheostoma cragini (Arkansas darter), 1322 nucleotides long. It is a transcript of the gene cxcr4b, whose product is annotated as chemokine (C-X-C motif), receptor 4b. Bases 94 to 1227 code for a protein of 377 amino acids. Lineage: Eukaryota; Metazoa; Chordata; Actinopteri; Perciformes; Percidae. The record is from RefSeq and is a predicted model, not a curated record. Gene Ontology annotation, biological process: G protein-coupled receptor signaling pathway; immune response; chemotaxis. Gene Ontology annotation, cellular component: membrane. The transcript is spliced from 2 exons. Gene Ontology annotation, molecular function: chemokine receptor activity.